Menidia menidia (Atlantic silverside) is the source of this 717-nucleotide messenger RNA. The record is from the annotation of a GenBank genome assembly. Lineage: Eukaryota; Metazoa; Chordata; Actinopteri; Atheriniformes; Atherinopsidae.
AUGGCGGUAGCAGUGCUCACUCUUUAUUACGAAUUACCAUAUUUUCUGAUUAAUAAAGGCAUGGCUCUUGUUCCCUGUGUUGAGGACUCGUUGCCUGUGCUCUCAAAGCUUCAUAAUUCGUCUGCCCAGUUCCGCUUUGCUAACCACGACAUUAGCCUCGCUCAGGACUGGAAAAAGCUCGGGGUAGCGGCAGUUGUCUGGGAUGCGGCAGUUGUUAUGUGUAUGUACCUGGAGAUGCAGAAAGUUGAGUUGAAGGGGAGGCGGGCAAUAGAACUCGGAGCUGGGACUGGACUGGUGGGCAUCGUCGCAGCACUACUGGGCGCUCACGUGACCAUCACAGACAGACCCCCAGCCCUCGACUUCCUGUCUGCUAACGUGAAGGCCAACGUCCCCCCUCAAUACCUCGAAAAUGUCGUCGUGUCGGAACUGACCUGGGGCGAGGGGCUGGAACGCUACCCGGCCGGGGGCUUCGACCUGGUUUUCGGUGCCGAUAUCGUUUACCUGGAGGACACCUUUCUGCCUCUGUUACGGACACUGGAGCACUUGUGCUCGGAGAGCACGGCGGUGCUGCUGGCCUGUAAAAUCCGCUACGAGAGGGACGUUAACUUUUUGAAUAUGCUCAGGCAACGCUUCAAAACCGAGGAGGUCUACUACGAAAAACAAAGGGACAUACAUGUAUACAAAGCCUAUAAACUCCCACCGAAAAGGGACUUAUAA